CAUAAUGUGACUGUAAAAACAGAUUCAGGUCAUGGGUUAUACCUACACCACAAACACACACAUAAACAAACACACUCACACACACACACACACACACACACACACACACACACACACACUCACACUCACACUCACCUCCUGUCUGCUUGUCACCAUCAGCCGUGACAGGAAGCAUCAGCUCUCGUUCUUUGUGCCUCGGAGGAGGAGGUUUUCUUUGAGCAGCUGCUAAUGUUUUAACCUCCUCUUAGACAGAACUUUUAAUUGAGUUUAAUUCGCUGACGGCUUUUUGAUAAAGCGCUUGAAUUAGGUGUUGAGUUAUAACAAGUUGUUGAGUUGGGGGAAUCUAUACAUUCAGAGCUGGACAUGAGUUUGGGUCCCACCGAGAGUCUGGGUCGCGACAUUAGUCAGGAGGAGCUGGACUUCAAUGACCUGUUCCUGUAUAAUCCUCCUGGAGAGGAUUUCCCUGUCGGCUGUGACAAAGAUGAUCCAGUCGUCCUCUUUCAGAAUGUCAAGCAGCCUCCUCUGCUGGUGGUCGACCAUCACGCCGCGUACGUCUCCAGCUCCAUCCAUCCAGCCUCCGGCCACAGCUCCUCCUCUCGCAGCCCCACCACGGAGGACCUGACAGGGGCUGUGUUUGAGUCUUUGGGCCUGGUAUCCAGACCAGAGAACAUACCCGCUCCCAGCCCCAGAAUUGAGAUCACUCCCUCAGGCGACUCCCUCAGCUCGCAGACCCUGCAGCCCAGCCCUAGCUCCAAAGUCCUGGCAGCCUACAGGGAGUGUGUGAGCCCUGCCAGCAGCAACUCCUCCACAGGAUGGGCAGCAGAGACCUACUCUCCAGCGGCGUCCCCAUGUGUCUCUCCUUCCAAUAGAAGUGGCUGUAGCGUGGGGUUUACCGCCUUAGACCUGUGCCCGGGCCUCCAGGGCAUCCACACCUCCUCUGCCCACUCCUCUCCAGGAGCCUCGCCUCGCAACAGCGUCACAGAUGAGCCCUUUCUCCUGCCACAGCACCAACGUGCUGCUGCACCACUCCUCCAGCAGCGCUCCCAUUCGCCACAUGGGAAGCGAGCCUAUGUGCAGGCCCACUCCUUUCAGGGGGGCACUCCUGUCAAACAGCGCUCCAGGAGCCCGAGCCCCAUCCCCUCUCCGCUUGAGCAGCAGGGGUCCCACUAUCUUCACCAGACCCAAGCGGAGUUUCAGACCCAGGUUCAGGGUCUCGGCGAGGAAUGGAGCUCCAGUCUUUCCAGACCAGUGCCCUCUGUCCUGGUGCAGGGUGCACAUGGGCAGGCCCAGAGGCAGGACUGUGUGUAUGGAGAGGUUUAUGACUGGGCCAUCGAGCAGGAGAGGAUUGGUAGGUCUGGAGCCGGGGUGAAGCCUGACAUAGUCUACAUGGUCCCAGCUGUGUGGCCCCCCUCUCAUCAAGUCCAACACGAAAAUUUCAGUGGUCUCUCUGUGGCCCCACUUCCUCAACUAGACAGGCAAUUACCCAGUCAGUCUGGUCAGUAUGAACUGCUGAUCCGGCAGCAGCCCAGGUCUCACCACCGAGCUCACUACGAGACUGAGGGAAGCCGCGGCGCCGUUAAAACACCCAAAGGAGGGCACCCAGAAAUCCAGCUCUGUGGGUAUGAAGGCUCGGCUCCACUGGGGCUGCAGGUCUUCAUAGGCACGGCCGACGAGAGGCUCCUGAAACCUCACGCCUUCUACCAGGUGCACCGCGUCACGGGCAAAACCGUCACCACGCCCAGUAUGGAGAGGAUGAUCAACGGGACCAAAGUAUUGGAGAUCCCUCUGGAGCCAAAGAACCAUAUGAGAGUGGUGAUCGACUGUGUCGGGAUCCUGAAGCUGAGAAAUGCCGACAUUGAACUGAGGAACGGUGAGACGGACAUCGGACGCAAGAACACACGUGUGCGUUUGGUGUUUCAGGUCCACGUCCCCCAGUCCGGAGGCCGGCUCGUGUCUCUUCAAGUUGCCUCUGAGCCCAUUGAAUGCUCCCAGCGAGCUCAGGAGCUCCCCACAGUCGAGAGGCAGGACCUGGACCGAUGCUCGGUGCUCGGGGGUCAACAGAUGGUCCUCACUGGACAAAAUUUCACCCCUGACUCCAAGGUGAUAUUCUCUGAGAAGACACAAGAGGGGCAGCAAAUCUGGGAGAUGGAGGCUACGGUUGACAAAGACAAAACACAAGCU
This is a messenger RNA of Pleuronectes platessa (European plaice), 2181 nucleotides long. Its product is annotated as nuclear factor of activated T-cells, cytoplasmic 2. Lineage: Eukaryota; Metazoa; Chordata; Actinopteri; Pleuronectiformes; Pleuronectidae. The record is from RefSeq and is a predicted model, not a curated record. Gene Ontology annotation, cellular component: transcription regulator complex. Gene Ontology annotation, molecular function: DNA-binding transcription factor activity, RNA polymerase II-specific; transcription factor binding; RNA polymerase II cis-regulatory region sequence-specific DNA binding. Gene Ontology annotation, biological process: regulation of transcription by RNA polymerase II; calcineurin-NFAT signaling cascade; cytokine production.